UAGGAGUGAAUCACCCAACCGGCCAAUAGCUAUUGGAAUGAUUCUCCAUGUGUGACUUUGUUGCGUUAUUACAGGAUAGACCAGCCCAGCCAUCGGUUGCAGAUGUUCAUUUGUGAUGCUGCCUUAAGGAGAUGAAGAGAUGAGAGCAAAUUGUUCCAGCAGCACAGCCUGCCCUGCCAACAGUACAGAGGAGGAGUUGCAAGUGGGGCUGGAGGCAUAUGGGAACCUGAAACUUGUUUUCACAGUGUUGUCAGCCGUGAUGGUGGGUUUGGUCAUGUUCUCCUUGGGAUGCUCCGUGGAUAUCCGGAAGCUAUGUCUGCACAUCAGGAGACCUUGGGGCAUCGCUGUGGGAUUGCUGUGCCAGUUUGGGCUGAUGCCUCUUACAGCCUAUCUCCUGGCCAUCAGCUUCUCUCUGAAGCCAGUCCAAGCUGUAGCUGUUCUCAUCAUGGGAUGCUGCCCAGGGGGAACCACCUCUAACAUUUUCACCUUCUGGGUCGAUGGAGAUAUGGAUCUCAGCAUCAGUAUGACCACGUGUUCCACAGUGGCUGCCCUGGGAAUGAUGCCACUCUGCCUUUAUGUCUACACCUGGACCUGGAAACUUGAGCAGAAUUUAAUCAUCCCCUAUCACAACAUAGGAAUUACUCUUGCUUGCCUCACCAUUCCAGUGGCUUUUGGUGUCUAUGUGAAUUACAGGUGGCCAAAACAAUCCAAAAUGAUUCUCAAGAUUGGAGCUAUUGUUGGUGGGUCCCUCCUUGUGGUGGUUUCGAUUGCUGGUGUGGUGCUGUCUAGAGGAGCUUGGAAUUCAGACUUCACUCUUCUGAUCAUCAGUUUCGUCUUUCCAUUGAUCGGUCAUCUUGCGGGCUUUCUGCUGGCAAUUCUUACCCGACAGACUUGGAAGAGGUGCAGGACUAUUUCUUUGGAAACUGGCACUCAGAAUAUUCAGAUGUGUAUCACCAUGCUCCAAUUAUCUUUCAAUGCUGAACAACUGGUCCAGAUGUUUAACUUCCCAUUGAUGUAUGGGCUCUUUCAACUAGUGGUUGGAUUUAUCAUUAUUGCAGCGUACCAGACAUACAAGAGGAGACUGAAGAACAAACAUGGAAGUAUGAACCUUGAUUGUACGGAAGGCCAUCAUGAGGAGAAAACCACCUCUGCUAAAGAGACCAUUGCAUUCCUGGAGGUGGAUGAAGAAACCACCACAAUUCCUGGGCCAACAGAGGCAGUAGAUCUUUUGUACCUGCCAGCCACAUCUCUUCAUGGGACUAGUUAG
This is a messenger RNA of Chrysochloris asiatica (Cape golden mole), 1267 nucleotides long. RefSeq names its product solute carrier family 10 (sodium/bile acid cotransporter), member 6 (gene SLC10A6). The coding region runs from base 140 to 1267 and encodes 375 amino acids. Gene Ontology annotation, molecular function: bile acid:sodium symporter activity. Lineage: Eukaryota; Metazoa; Chordata; Mammalia; Afrosoricida; Chrysochloridae. Gene Ontology annotation, cellular component: membrane. The record is from RefSeq and is a predicted model, not a curated record. The transcript is spliced from 6 exons. Gene Ontology annotation, biological process: bile acid and bile salt transport.